Cyclopterus lumpus (lumpfish) is the source of this 3531-nucleotide messenger RNA. Its product is annotated as CCAAT/enhancer-binding protein zeta-like. Gene Ontology annotation, cellular component: nucleus. The record is from RefSeq and is a predicted model, not a curated record. NCBI's taxonomy places the organism in Eukaryota, Metazoa, Chordata, Actinopteri, Perciformes, Cyclopteridae. The transcript is spliced from 17 exons. Bases 26 to 3238 code for a protein of 1070 amino acids.
UCCACAUCCGGGUCACGUUCUCCUCAUGCUGAACGCAAGCAUGGCGACGAAAGUUAAGCACCGUAAGAAGUCCAAAGCUAGCAGUAAAGUCACAUUUCACCCCGCAGAAGACGACGUGGAGGCCGAAAGCAUCGGCGGGGAGGAAGAUGGAGACCCGGCGGCGGACGAAGGUGAAGACCGAGGGAAGAAGAAACAAGAAGAAGAAGAAGAAGAGUUCAACCUGGACGAGGUUUUACGGCUCGGAGGAACGCAGGCCGACUACGCGAUGCUCGCCGCCAUGAACGACUGCAACGAGAUCGUCGACGGAGGAAAGAAAGGAGCGAUCGACGACCUGGAGGAGGGCGAGCUGGAGAAGUUCAUCGCCAAACUGGGCCUCCGGGCGUUCGCCGGACUGCAGUCCAUCCCAGACGAGCCCGAGGGGGGCGGUGAAAAGGCCGAGGCGACGAAAGCAGGGGAGGAAAACAACGCUCGGGAGAAGGUAAACGAGGAGGAGAAACCGAAGGAGAAGGCGAAGAAGACUAAAGACGCGCAGAAGAAGAAGCAGAACGUGAACGUGUUCGAGUUCCAGCGGAGGUCGGUGCUGCUGAUCAAACCCGGAGGGAAGUGGUUCGACCUGGAGUACGCCGCCGAGGGCACGGCCGCCGAGCAGGACGCCUCGCUGGUGUCCCAGUACAAGGCGCUCGCCCAGCAGCUGUUCGAGGCCGACGUGGCGCUCUACAAGAGCAAGAAGAUCCUGCAGAAAGGGGCCAACUCCAACUGGAUGAAGACGGUCGUCUCCUCCGGCGUGCUGGCGGACAGGAUGGCGGCCAUGACGGUGCUCAUCCAGGACGCGCCGGUGCACACGCUGGAGCACGUGGAGAACCUGGUGGGCAUGGUGAAGAAGAAGGGCAGCCGGCGGAUGGGCCUGAUGGCGCUGGACACGCUGCGCGAGCUGCUGCUGUCCGACCUGCUGCCGGAGGGCAGGAAGCUCCGCCCCUUCGCCCAGCACCCGUUCGACCUGCUGGAGGAGAAGGCCAGCGGCAACCGGGACUCCCGCGACCGCCGCCUCGUCCUCUGGUACUUCGAGCACCACCUGAGGCACCACGUGGCGGAGUUCGUGGCGGCGCUGGACACGGUGGCCCACGACACGGUGGCGGCCACCAAGGCGAAGGCGCUGACCACCGCGCACGAGCUGCUGUGCAGCCACCCGGAGCAGGAGCGGGCGCUGCUCGGCCAGGUGGUCAACAAGCUGGGCGACCCCGAGUACAAGACGGCCGCCAAGGCGUCCCACCUGCUGGAGUCGCUGCUGCACAAGCACCCCAACAUGAAGGUGGUGGUGUGCUGCGAGGUGGAGCGCCUCAUGUUCCGGCCCAACAUCUGCGCCAAGGCGCAGUACUACGCCGUCUGCUUCCUCAGCCAGGUGAUGCUGAGCCACGACGAGGCCGCGCUCGCCGCCAAGCUCAUCGCCAUCUACUUCUCCUUCUUCCGCGCCUGCGUCAAGAAGAAGGACGUGGAGUCGAAGAUGCUGAGCGGGCUGCUGUCGGGCGUGAACCGGGCGUAUCCCUACGCCGGCGGCGCCGACGACAAGGUGCGGGAGCAGCUGGACACGCUGUUCAAGGUGGUGCACCUGGUGAGGUUCAACACGGCCGUGCAGGCGCUCAUGCUGCUCUUCCAGGUGAUGAACUCCCAGCAGAGCGUCUCCGACCGGUACUACGUGGCUCUGUACAGGAAGCUGCUGGACCCCGGUUUGUCGUCGUCCUCCCGUCAGAGCAUGUUCCUCAACCUGCUCUACAAAUCCCUGAAGGCCGACAUCGUGCUGCGGCGCGUCAAAGCCUUCGUGAAGCGGCUGCUGCAGGUCAGCGGCGAGCAGAGCGCCAGCUUCACCUGCGGGGCGCUGUUCCUGGUGUCAGAGGUCAUGAAGGUCAAGCCGGGCCUCAGGCUGCUGCUGCUGCAGGACGGGGACGGAGAGGAAGAGGAGUUCAAAGACCUCGCUGAGGAAGAGGAGGAGGAUGAUGAAGAGGAGCGCUUUGUGGACGCCGACAAACUGGAGGAAGGCGCGAGUGCGAAGCCGGAGGUGGCGAAGCCCGCUGCAUCAUGGGUACACCACCAGAACCUGGAAGGAGGGAAGGGCAUCAAGAGCUACGACCCGCUGCACAGAAACCCGUUAUACUGCGGCGCCGACCACGCAACUUUAUGGGAACUGCAGAGGCUCGCCGUGCACUUCCACCCGUCGGUGUCGCUGUUUGCCAAAACGCUCCUGCAGGGGGGCGCCGUCCAGUACUCCGGGGACCCGCUGCAGGACUUCACCCUCAUCCGGUUCUUGGACCGGUUCGUCUUCAGGAACCCGAAACAGCUGAGGAAAACGCCGCUGACGCCCCAGCAGAGGUUCCCGCUCAGAUCUUUACCAGUGAACUGUGAGGAGUUUCUGUCUAAAGAAGAAAACCAGAUCCCCGUCGAGGACGUCUUCUUCCAUCGUUUCUUCAAGAAGCGACAGCAGGAGAAGCAGCUCGAGGGUCGUCGUCGCGGCAACGGAGACAACGAGAGCGUGCAGGACGUGGACGACGAGGAGUUUGAGUUGAUGCUCGAUUCCUGUGAGGGAGACUCGUACUUCACCGAGAUGCCGGUCGAUAAUCUGGACUUUGCAGGAAACGUGAAGAGUAAGAAAAGAAAGAAAGGCGGCGACGACUCGGAGGACUCGGAGGACUCUGACCUGGACGACCUGGACGACGAGGAGGUGUCUCUGGGCAGCAUGGACGAGGAGGACUUCGGGGACGAGCUGGAGGAGGAAGGAGGCGCCUUCGUGGAUCCUGGAGGAGACGACGAUGACGAUGAUGAUGAUGAAGUUCCGGAGCUCGAAGACGACGACUUCAGUGACGAGACGGUUCCAGACAUCACUCCUCGAGCCAAGAAGAGGAAGUCCUCAGAGGAGCUCCACUCCGGAUCUUUAGAUUCAAAACCAGGGAAGAAGAAGAAGAAGAAGAAGGGAAAGAAAGAUGCAGCCAUGUUUGCUUCUGCUGAAGAGUUCGGCUCCCUGCUGGAUGAGAACGCCGGCUCCAAGUUCGAUAACGUCGGACUCAACGCAAUGGCCAACACCGACAAAGCCGGCCUGAAGCAGUUGAAGUGGGAAGCGCGUCGAGACGACUGGAUGCAGGACCGCGACGCCAAGACGAUGCGCAGGAAGAAGACGGCGUUCAACAAGAAGAAGACGUUCGCCCGAGCCGGAGGAAAGACGUUCGUGAGCAAGAAGAGGAAGAAGUAGCCUCUCUCGUUUUUUAACCGGGCGCCUUCAUUCCCGUUGCACCGCCCACGCUUCACGGUCUCUCUCUCGGGCGCCGUGGAGCCCCGCCCACUCGUUGGACUGGUAGUAAACUGGGAUGAAAACGCACAAGAAGAAACUGGUUUAGUGAAACCAAAGACUUUGAUAUUCCCCCCGAUGUUGUGAGAAGACAUGUACAUCAACAGACAUUAAAGUUAUUAUUAACAUUUUAUGAUGACUACAUGCAACAAGUUCCUAUAUUUUCCGUCAUGCCAUAUUAAACGCACUAAAUUGUU